AUGAGGUGUGUCCGCCCAGAUGAGAUGAACAGGACAUCUGUGGGUUCCAAGAGUUUGAACCUGGCGUUGCUUCGACCCAAACUCCCAGCUGAGAUCUUUACGCCACAGGCAGUUGCUUUGCCCUAUGGAACGAUGCAGAAGUCGCUAACAGAUGAUGCCAACAAGGAAGUGUUGCCUAUGCUACAGAAGGUCCUGAACCGGCUACAGCCGCAUACUUCCAAUGAAGAUGCACAAGUUAUCUUCGAAGAGGCUCAACAGAUUAUCGAGUCGAUGAAGUUCCCAAAGGCACUAAAGGAGGCCAUGCACAAGGCCAUGGCAGAGGUGGGUGCCAAAGAUGGAGAGGAGCGCCUUACCAAAUUGUUCCAUGAACGAGAUGCUUGGACCGCCGUGAAGGGCGUUUGGUCGUCUUUAUUCGCAUUGCGGCCAUGGGUGUCCUUAGCAAAGGCUGGAAGAAGUUUCCAUGAUCUGAAUAUGGCGGUACUUGUUCAGGAGCUUGUGGAAGCCAAAUAUGCCUUUGUGCUCCACACGAUCAAUCCUUUCACUAAGGACAAAGAUGAACUUUACGGAGAGCUUGUGGCUGGACGAGGGGAGACCUUGGUUGGGAAUUUCCCGGGACGGGCCUUGAGCUUUGCUGUGCGCAAGGGCGGCGAGCCUCGCGUCAUUUCUUUCCCCAGCAAAAGCGUGGCCUUACAUACCCAACAUUGUCUCAUUUUCCGCUCAGACAGCAAUGGGGAAGACCUUGAAGGUUUUGCUGGUGCUGGUCUCUUUGAAUCGGUUUGUGCAGAACAGGACAAGGAAGGCUUCCAAAGACUGCAUCGCUUGAAUGUGGUCACGGAUGCGACAUACCGAAUGCAGCUGCUGAAGCGAAUUGCAGAGGUUGGAUGGGCCACAGAGAAGGCCUUCGAUGGAGCGCCCCAAGACAUCGAAGGUUGUGUUGAUGUGAGGGAACGCAUUUUCAUUGUGCAGAGUCGUCCUCAAGUUUGA
Durusdinium trenchii is the source of this 984-nucleotide messenger RNA. The record is from the annotation of a GenBank genome assembly. Lineage: Eukaryota; Dinophyceae; Suessiales; Symbiodiniaceae.